Messenger RNA from Ipomoea triloba (trilobed morning glory), 357 nucleotides. Its product is annotated as acetyltransferase At1g77540-like. The record is from RefSeq and is a predicted model, not a curated record. NCBI's taxonomy places the organism in Eukaryota, Viridiplantae, Streptophyta, Magnoliopsida, Solanales, Convolvulaceae. The transcript has a single exon. The coding region runs from base 1 to 357 and encodes 118 amino acids.
AUGGCGGCGGCGGCUAGCGGCGGCGGAAAUGGAGGAGGAGGAGGAAGAGCGCCGGAAGCACCAAAGAUUAUAUGGAACGAGAGAUCGCAAAGGUUCGAGACAGAUGACAAGAAAGCGUAUUUGGAGUACGAGCUGAAACACGGCGGCACAACCAUGGACAUCCUCCACACCUACGUUCCGCCCAGCAAGCGCGGCCUCGGCCUCGCCGCUCUUCUCUCGGAAUCGGCUUUUUCUCACGCCAAGGCACACUCGCUCUCCGUUAUCCCAUCCUGCUCUUAUAUCUCCGAUACUUUUAUUCCUCGGAAUCCCUCGUGGAAUUCCGUCCUGUACAAACAGGAUACCAAAUCAAAUAUCUGA